Messenger RNA from Sporothrix brasiliensis 5110, 840 nucleotides. RefSeq names its product 2-deoxy-D-gluconate 3-dehydrogenase. The transcript has a single exon. The record is from RefSeq and is a predicted model, not a curated record. The coding region runs from base 1 to 840 and encodes 279 amino acids. NCBI's taxonomy places the organism in Eukaryota, Fungi, Ascomycota, Sordariomycetes, Ophiostomatales, Ophiostomataceae. Gene Ontology annotation, molecular function: oxidoreductase activity, acting on the CH-OH group of donors, NAD or NADP as acceptor.
AUGCCUUCGUUUCCUGUUGCAGACGCCUUCCCGGUCGUGGCCACGCCGUGCCACGGCGACACGACGCCCGUCAUCUCCCUGUUUGACCUCACGGGCAAAACAGCCGUCGUUACGGGCGGCAAUGGAGGUAUUGGCGGCGGCAUGGCGCGCGGCCUGGCCGAGGCGGGCGCCGACAUCAUCAUCUUCCAGGUGCCGGGCGAGACGUCCGAUUUUGCGACAACACUCGCCGCCGAGACAGGGCGUCGUGUCGACGUCUACGAGGUCGACCUGCUGCAGCCAGACCUGAUCACGGCCACCGUCGACAAGGUCCUCCACGCAGACCAGCGGUCCGUCGACAUCCUCUGCAACUGCGCCGGCAUCACUGGCGGCUUCGUGCCCGUCCUCGACGAGACCGACGCGCACCGCGAACAGGUCGUCCAGAUCCACUUCCACGCCGUCUACAGCCUGUCCCAGAAAUUCGGCGCCCAUUUUGCCCAGCGCGGCCGCGGCGGCAAGAUUAUCAACAUUGCCUCGCUGGCGGCCCAUCGGGCCAUGACGCGGUUCUCCGUCUACGGCCCCAUCAAGGCGGCUGUUGCUCAGCUGACCAACUCGCUGGCGACCGAGCUCGCCGCCUACCACGUCCAGGUCAACACGCUGACGCCCGGCUGGAUCCACACGCCGCUGUCCCAGAAGACGGUCGACAACCCAGAGCGCAGUGCCCAGAUCGUCGCCGAGAUUCCGGCCGGGCGCUGGGGACGGCCCGCCGACUUUAAAGGCGUGGCCGUCUUUCUGGCGAGCGCCGCGAGCGACUACAUUACCGGGGCAGAAAUAUUCGUGGAUGGCGGGACGCACACAAUGUGA